ACCCUGCUCCACCCGGGACCGUUCUCCUCGAGCUGAUUCUCACGCACAGCAGUUGUACAGUGAGAGCAUCAGCACUGACUUCUGCUGCAAGGCUUUCACAAUAAACACAAACAACCUCAAUGCAACAAUGCGGAUUUUACAGUGUGCCAUGAUUUGGGCUUUAGGUUUAGCUGUCCCAGCACAGCUUCUUCCUGAGGCCAACAAUAUGUGUUCAGAGGGAAGCUGUUACCCUGCCACAGGCGACCUGCUGAUCGGCAGAGCUCAUCGCCUUACAGCCUCGUCCACCUGCGGGCUGCACACUCCCGAACGCUUCUGCAUUGUCAGCAACCUUCCGGCUGAGAAGUGUUUUGAGUGUGACUCUCGAGGACUCUACAACAAGGUCACACACCCCAACAGCCACACCAUUGACAACGUGGUCACAACCUUUACUCCCAACCGUCUCGUAACAUGGUGGCAGUCUGAGAACGGAGUGGAAAAUGUGGCCAUUCAACUGGACUUAGAAGCUGAAUUUCACUUCACACAUAUCAUCAUGACCUUUAAGACAUUUCGUCCUGCUGCCAUGGUGAUUGAGCGUUCAUCAGACUUUGGCCAGACCUGGCAGGUGUACCGUUACUUUGCUUUCAACUGCUCUGCUUCAUUUCCACACAUAUCCCAGGGACCAGUGAAGGGUGUUGAUGAUGUCAUCUGUGACUCCCGAUACUCUAAUAUUGAGCCUUCAACAGAGGGAGAGGUUAUUUUCAGGGCACUUGAUCCAAAAUUUAAGAUUCCUGAUCCCUACAGCCAACGAAUCAAGGAUAUCUUGAGGAUAACUAGCCUGCGAGUACGGAUGGUGAAGUUACACACUCUGGGUGAUAAUCUUCUGGAUGGCCGAGAUGAGGUAAAGCAGAAGUACUACUAUGCUCUUUAUGACAUGGUUGUCCGCGGCAGCUGUUUCUGUUAUGGCCACGCCUCCGAGUGUGCACCAGUGGACGACAUCGAUGCAGGGCCUGAAGGCAUGGUACAUGGUCUUUGUGUGUGUAAUCAUCACACCACUGGUUUAAACUGUGAGAAGUGUCAAGACUUUUAUCAAGAUACACCAUGGAGACCAGCAGCGGGCCGAAACGCCAAUCCGUGCAAGCGGUGUGAGUGUAACCAGCACGCAUACUCGUGUCACUUCGACAUGGCCGUGUAUGUGUCGUCGGGGAACAUGAGUGGAGGAGUGUGUGAUGGUUGUCAACACAACACACAGGGGCAGCACUGUGAGGUUUGCAAGCCCUUCUACUACCUGCAUCCCAAAAGGGACAUAAGAGACCCUCGCAUCUGUGAACCAUGUGACUGUGACUCACGGGGCUCACUGAACGGUGGUGUGUGUGACAGCGUGACUGACGUAAUGAAGGGCUUGAUCGCCGGUCAGUGUCACUGUAAACAGAAUGUGGAGGGAGAACGCUGUGAUCACUGCAAACAAGGACACUACGGACUUGGCCAAGACCCGCUAGGCUGCCUCUCAUGCAGCUGUAAUCCUCUGGGUACUCUUCCUGGAGGAAGUCCUUGUGACACAGAUACAGGAAUGUGUUAUUGCAAACGCUUGGUCACGGGGAGAAACUGUGACCAGUGUCAGCCUCAACAUUGGGGCCUGAGCACAGAUAAGGAUGGCUGUCGGCCAUGUGACUGUGAUUUUGGAGGAGCUCUGAACAACGAUUGUUCUCCACAGACGGGGCAGUGUGUGUGUAGAGAGCACAUGUUUGGCAGGCGCUGUGACAACAUAAAGCCUGGUUAUUAUUUCACUGCACUUGACCACUACACUUAUGAAGGAGAGGAAGCAAAAUUCAAACCGGCAGUGACUGUGGUGGCGAGGACUCUGCCCGUAGAUCGGCCCCUGACCUGGACUGGUAUUGGAUUCGCCAACGUACCUGAAGGAGAAACACUUGAGUUUACCAUUGACAACAUCCCACAGUCUAUGGAAUAUGAGUUGUUAAUCCGCUAUGAACCUCAGUUGCCUGAUGUGUGGGAGCAGGUAAGGAUAGAUGUGGUACGUGCUGGCCAUCCCUCCCCAUCUGCACACUGUUCAGCUCCUUAUGCUGACCAUCAGAUGACCUCCCUUCCUCCAGGCUCCAGGUAUGUGGUACUGCCCAGGCCACUGUGUUUGGAAAAGGGCCAGAAAUACACAGUGAAAAUGAUUCUAGCGCUUUUUUCAUCAAAUGAUCUUCAUCACGAGCCACACAUACUGAUUGACUCUAUUGUGCUGUUGCCUGUGGUGCAAGAUCUGGAGCUGUUCUCAGGGGCAGCUGACAGAGAGGAAGCGUGGGAAAUGUUUCAGAAAUACCGCUGUCUUGAGAACAGCAAGAGUGUCCAGAAAUUACCCAUGACCAACAUCUGCAGAGAAUACAUCUUCAGCACAUCUGCCCUGCUGCACCAGGGAGCUAUGGAAUGUGAGUGUGACCCACUAGGCUCUCUCAGUACGAUGUGUGAACCUAAUGGUGGCCAGUGCCCAUGCAGGCCGAAUGUAGUGGGCAGGAAUUGUGACCGCUGUGCCCUGGGCACCCUUCAACUCGGACCCUCUGGCUGCAGGCCAUGUGAGUGUGACCCGUUGGGCUCCAUGAACGCUUUCUGCAAUUCGACCACAGGCCAGUGCUUGUGUUUACCUGGUGUUUACGGACGUCAGUGUGCUCACUGUCUGCCCGGACACUGGGGCUUUCCCCAGUGCAAGCCCUGCUUCUGUAAUGGGCAUGAAGAUCAUUGUCACCCUCACACAGGCCAGUGCUUGGAGUGCAGAGACCACACCACAGGAGACCAGUGUGAGAGGUGUGAGAAAGGCUACCAUGGCAACGCAUUACUAGGCAGCGGUGACCGCUGUCGGCCCUGUAUGUGUCCAGAAGGCCCAGGGAGUGGAAGACAGUUUGCAGAUACCUGCUACCAAAACCCCAACUCACUCCAGCUCUUCUGUGUUUGCAGCCAAGGAUACAAAGGACCAAGGUGUGAGGAAUGUGCACCUGGUUACUAUGGAAACCCAUUAGUGUCAGGUGGACGGUGCCACCCAUGCCGGUGUAACGGCAACAUUGACAUGCAUGACCCGAUGUCCUGUGAUGCUCGCACAGGCACCUGCCUCAGAUGCCUGCACAACACUGUGGGCCAGGCGUGUGAUCGCUGUCGCCAUGGCUACUAUGGAGAUGCGAGUACACAGAAAUGCCAGAAGUGUAUGUGCCAGCCUUUGGGCACUGAUAGUCACAGGUGUGUAGAUGGUGAGUGUGAGUGUGAACAGGUCAGUGGGCAGUGCCCUUGUCUUCCGGGUGUAGAAGGUCAGCACUGUGACCACUGUGCCCCCAACACCUGGAACUUUCACAGUGGAAAAGGCUGCGAGCCAUGCCAGUGUCACCCCACACACUCUUAUGGCCUGUCCUGCGAUGGGAUGUCCGGUCAGUGCUCCUGUAUGCCAGGGUUCGGUGGCAGAACCUGUGAUGAGUGUAGAGCUCUGUUCUGGGGUGAUCCAGAGGUCAAGUGUCAUGCAUGUGACUGUGACCCCCAAGGUAUCUCUACACCACAAUGUAACAAGUCAACAGGAGCAUGUGUAUGUGUGAAGGGUGUAGCCGGUCAGCGGUGUGACUCCUGUGGACGGGGCUAUGUGGGAACUUUCCCAGACUGCCAGCCGUGCCAUCAGUGCUUCCGUGAAUGGGAUGUCACCGUGGGUGAGCUGACCAAUCAGACGCAGCAAUUGGUGGACAUUGUGGAAAACCUGAAAGUGACAGGUGUGACAGCAGCCUAUAAGGGCACGAUAGACAAAAUGGAAAGUGAAGCCAAGAAGCUCACUCAGAUCCUAGAGGAUGACAAAACUCAACAAACUCUUAGACACACUCAAGAGCUUCUGCAGCAGUCCAAGAGGCUCGUGUCUGAUCUGGACCGCUCCCUGAACCAUUCGGAGGUCGACAUACAUCAGAUCUCUGAGGAACAUGACAGGGUCGCAGAAAAGCUUGAAUCACUCAGUCUGGACACUCAGAAACAGCAAGAAAGCAUUAAUAACACACAGCAACAGGUGCUGCGCAUGAAACACUCAGACCCAGUCGGUGCAGUAGACAGCAUUAAGGAAUAUUACCAGCAGUCAGUGGAGGCAGAAAGCCAGGUGAACAGGGCCACCACAGACACACACAACCCAGUGGAGCAGUCAGCUGGUCUACGGCAAGCCACACAGGCCAGAAUCGAUGCAGUGACGGGAGAGUUUGAGCUCAGACAACGGGUGGACUCUGAGCUACUGAAAACUCUGAACCAGGAGCUGGAGCCAAAGGAUGUUUCACAUCUCAGCCAGCAGGUGUGUGGUGGAGAGAUGAGUGAAAAUGGCUGUGGAGAAUGCGGAGGUUUCGGGUGUGUGGGUGAAGACGGUGAGCCUCAGUGUGGAGGACAGGACUGUGAAGGUGUGGUUACUCAAACAAACAAUGUGUGGAAAAAAGCUAAAGACCUGGACAAGGACAUCAUGGACUCGCUAAAAGAAGUGGAUAAGCUCCAGAGGAUGGUUUCAGCUGCUCAAGGACGGGCAGACGAGGGUAAAGUCAGUGCACAGGACAUCCUGUUGAAGGCCAAUCAGAGCAAAGCAAGAGUUGAGCAGACCAAUCAGGAGCUACGAGAGCUAAUUCAGCAGAUACGAGACUUUCUUUCAAGUGGAACAGACCUGGAGCGGAUUGAAGCUGUGUCUGAUGAGGUUUUGAAGGUAAAGAUGCCGGUGGUUGCUGGCGAGUUGAAGAACGUGACCACAGAGCUCCGGCAGCACGUCGCCAGUCUGACCGGUGUGGAUGAUGUUCUGGCUCAAAGUGCUGAACAAGCUCAAACAGCUGAGAGACUGCUGCAACAGGCACGCACCAUCAGUGAUGAAGCUACACACCUGAGGGAGGAAGUGAGCAAAGUGACGGCAACGCUAAACGAGACCGACCAAGCUCAAGUUGCAGCAGAAGAGAACUUGACAGCCGCCAAGAUAGACCUGGGGAAUGCAAAGCAACUAAUAACCACUGUGGAAUCAGAGACAGUUGAAUCUGAGUUUAUGCUGAGUAAUGCCACUCAGCGGUUGCUGGAGCUCAAGACAAACGUGGAUGCAGUGCGACAGAAAACACAGGACAUUUCUAACAAAGCAGAACUUGCUGAAAGCAAAGCAGACGACUCCACUGAGGACACGGAGCAAACCAAACGGACACUAGAUUUAGAGGUGAAGCCUAAGUUCCAGUCAGUUAGUGGCCUGAUGGAGGACAAAGCGGUGGGUGUGUCUGAUGCACGCCAGAGAGCAGAACAGCUGCAGCAGGAAGCAAAAGACUUAGUCACUGACGCCAUCAAAAAAUUACAGAAUUUAAAUGAGCUGGAGCGGUCAUUCUCAGUGAAUCAGAGGACUCUGGAAGAGAAAGCACAGGAGGUGGAAGAGCUGGAGAAAGAAGCACAGGCCUUGCUACAGGAGCUCAGCCACAGUGUCACGGUUUACGGCACCUGUCAGUAACAACGAUCCCAAAAGUGAUUCAUUUAUAAACACCACAUAAUUGAUUCUUUCUAACACUGAAUUAAUUUAAUCACACCCCUUUCCCCUCUAGACUUACUUGUAUUAUACAAUACCUGUUUUGACUGUAACAUUAAGCUGAGUAAUGAUGACAUUCUGGUACCAACACACACACACACACACACACACACACACACACACACACACACACACACACACACCCAUCUGCGAAGCCAGUAUUUUUCACUUCUGAGAAACUCAAAAACUGAGCAAAAUUUAUAAUAAUCGAUAAAUUUAAAAAAUAAAAUAAAAUACACCUUUAAAGGUUAAGCUAAUCAAAAUACAGGGAUUAGAUUUGAGGUCUAAGAUGAUUUGUUUAAAAAAAGUUGUGUCACAGAAAACACGAUCCCUGCUUUGAUUUCUGUCAUUUUUCAUUCAGUAUCCGUACCAUAAACAGCCAAACAUACAGAAUUUCCAUAUGGUAACAAGUAACCAGAUGUAAAUACAAAUAAAUAGAAAUAAUCUUUUUUUAAAAUGCAUUGUAGAGUCACGUAUAGUAAAAAGUAAUACGUUCAUUAGAGAGAUCAUUUUCCUUUGAUUAAUAUUUAAGUAAGCAUUUUUUUUUUUAAGUUAUUUUCAUCCCUGAUAUGUUUGGCACAUUUGGUUGCUAAGCAUCAACUUAUUUAUUCAACAUUGUGAAAACAAGAUAGAGGAAUUAAAGAUGAAAAAUAAUAAUUAACCUAGUCCAUUGCUACAAAUAGCAAGCUGAUUUAAAAAAUUAAGGUAAUGCAAUAAUCUGACUUGUUUUUUUUCCACUUAAAUCAUAGCACUUAUUUUUAAUACUAUUUAUUUCUACAUGUAUGCCCCCAGUACGCAGCUGGAAAUUAAGUAAAUGUAAAGGUUUUUUUUGUUUUUUUUUUACAAAAACUAAAUUCAUUCUUACAAAGACUCCCUCGUGUUACUAACUGCCCACAAUUUAAUACAUUAACAAUGUUUACCAAUAGUCCAAUAGUUCAAAGCACCCUGAAAAUUUUAUAUGUUCUAUAUCUAUAAUACUAUUUUACCUGCAUAUGAGACCAAAGUAGACUAACAGUAGACUAUAAAAGAGGAACAAACAAACUUUUAGCUUUAACUACAGCUUCCUAACUUUAUUAUUAAUUGUCAAACCCACACAAGCUGACUGUCUCCUGCUUUAUAAUUGUGUGUGUGUGUGUGUGUGUGUGUGUGUGUGUGUGUGUGUGUGUGUGUGUGUGUGUGUGUGUGUGUGUGUCUGACAUUUUACGAAUAAAUAUGUGUCCAAUAAUUACAAAAUCUCCAGCGAAAAAGAGACCAGUGGAAGAGGUUUUAAAUAUAAACUAUGAAUAAUAUUUUUUUACUCUCCUUACUAUUAAAAUAGAACCUUGGAAUUAUAA
This is a messenger RNA of Tachysurus fulvidraco (yellow catfish), 6855 nucleotides long. It is a transcript of the gene lamb1b, whose product is annotated as laminin, beta 1b. Gene Ontology annotation, biological process: cell migration; substrate adhesion-dependent cell spreading; basement membrane assembly. The record is from RefSeq and is a predicted model, not a curated record. Gene Ontology annotation, cellular component: laminin trimer. Lineage: Eukaryota; Metazoa; Chordata; Actinopteri; Siluriformes; Bagridae. Gene Ontology annotation, molecular function: integrin binding; extracellular matrix structural constituent. The transcript has 33 exons. Bases 128 to 5446 code for a protein of 1772 amino acids.